AGCGUAAAUGGGUGGGUCACAAUCCAACAUUUUUUACUGUUAUACCCGUUUUCUAAGAGCUCCGGGAAAGAUUCUAUCACGAAGGCGUGAUUUGGCAAAAGCGCCUUUUUUUACUAACCCUUCCAACAUUUUCUGAUUUUCUCCGUUCUUCCCACUUCCCAAUUCCCCCAUUUUCUCUCCCUUUUCCCGGUCCUCUGUUUCUUCGACAAUUUUUCAGUUCGUUACUUCGUUUCGUUGCUUUUAAGGUCAAUGCAAUCUCUUCCCAGAUGGCGAAGCCUUUUGAUUUUGAAGAAUUCAUUAUUAGUUCAAUCAACAGGAAUUGCAUCAACAUCAAUAACCCAUCUCGCUGAUUUCCAUUCUACACGAGUUAGUCAUGACAAAUGGAGGAAUAAAUGGACCUCUGCCAGCCACAAACGUACCCCAGGUCAAAGAAGUAGUCAAACGCCAUCUAAGGAUUAUAUAAAAUACAAAACUCGCCAGAAGCGUGCUGAUGCAAAGAAAGCACUGAAAAAUCUUCUCUUCAACAGUGGAUUCUCCAACGUCUCAUUUGAGGAAACAUAUGUGGAAACAGAUGCAUUAUCUGAUGUAGAUGAGGAAGAGCCUUUGGAAAAGAAAGACCAAUCUAAGUCUUCUCAUGCUGCACGCCGUGCUGCUAAAGCUCAGCAUCGGAGAAUGAAGAGAAAGUGGAGGAGGGAGAAAGAACGUGUGCAUAUAUUUGACCACGAAAAAGUAUUUCAAGAGUCUCUUAGGAAACGAGGGUGUACAUGGUCUUACUGGGAUCCCUUUUUUCAGAGUUCAGCAUCCGGAUUUGACUUCAAGAAACAUUGGGACUGGAGUUAUAGAAGACCCAGAGAGUCAGAUAUCGAAAGCGAGUCAGAGCCUGAUGCUGAGCCUUGCAUUUCUGGCUCAAAUUCUGAGAGACAAGUUCUUGGUUUACCGCUUAGGGGUCCCUUGAAUAUUCAGGAUGUAAAGAAUGCUUUUCGAUUAUCAGCUCUGAAAUGGCAUCCAGAUAAGCAUCAAGGCCCUUCACAGGCAGCAGCAGAAGAGAAAUUUAAACAAUGUGUUGAUGCAUACAAUUCAUUAUGCAGAUCACUAUCGGCAGCUUAGGCUUGAAGUUGUCUCCCUCAGUCUUGGAGAUGUUGAUUGUAGCUUGGUAGGUAGGUUCUUGUCUUCUUGAUACCAAUAAUAAACGGAAAUUAAAUUUUUCCUCCCCUUCUUAAUUUAUUACCCGAGAUAUGUAGUUAGCUAGUUUCUGUUCAUUGACUAUAGAAGAAUGAUUCUUAUUGUAAUUCACCAUUGAAUAAUUAAAAUGACCAAAUUGAUAAGUUUGACCAUUUCUUUUGUCAACCAUUACAUUCUUUUUAGCUUAUUCUCAUUGGAGUUUCUGCAGAAAAUUGACUGAAUAUUUGACACCAAAAACAUCAAGUAAGGUUUUACUAUGUUUACUGUACUACUCCCUCCAUUCCGAAAUAAGUGUCGUUUUAGCAAAAUAGAGAAAUUCUAAAAUAAGUGUCGUUCUCACAUUUCAAUGCACUUUUUGUCAAAAAUUUUCAAAAUUACACUCAAAAGAGUUAAUGUUAUUGGUGAAUAAUUUUAUGAUGGGGUUGGUUGAAAAUAUUCAAGUAAUUUUAUUACUUUAUUUAAGAGUUUCUUAAAUUAUGUGCAAAGUGUAGGAUAACACUUAUUUUAGAAUGGAGGGGUAUAACAGUUUGAUAAAAUUUUCAAAAAAAAAAAAAAACAGUUUGAUAAAUAACAUCCGUUUGAGACUAUUGCGGUUAAGCUAUAUGUACACAUCUCAGAAAUAUGAAAUUCAGACAAGAAAAAGAAAAAAACACAGGAAAUUAACUUGAACUACUCAUUGUUUUCUACCAAAAAGUGCAAUAAAAAUUACUACAAUAAAUGAAUAACAAGAGAUUGGAAGAUCUCUUCUGCCUUGACCGUCGAAGUCAAAAUCCCACAUUACAUUUUCAGUCAAACAGUUACAUCAGAAUCCUGAGCUAAAAGCAAAGCAUUACUACAGAGGACGACACCAUGAAUCCGUAAAUGAAGAUCAAGAACCCAAAAUGCAGAAUCCAAUUCCUCUUAAACUUGCCGAAGUAACUCUCUGGUGGUUCUUGAUAAGGAAUCUCAAACUCGUCGCCGUACUCAUCUAUCACCCCACCACCGCCGGCGGCGCCGCCGCCGCUCCCAAUUUUAAUCCGGAGCUGCCGGAGCCUUUCGGUGGCCAACCCAAGAGUCAAUUUAUGACACCGUCUCUGGUACUUGAACCCAUUGAUGCAUCUGAGCGUCUGAGCCACAGAAACGUAGAAAAUCAAAUGAGCCAAGGAUAAGAACCCAAUGGGUAUCCAGCAAUGCCGGCAUUGAAGCGUCGGCGAGUUAGAUUGAGCUAGAAAGACAAUCCCCAAAAACAGGAAGAACAGCUGGAAUAGCUUCCAGAGUUCCUUCUUCUGGACAUCAACAGCCCUUUUCUUCUCAAGGGUCUUCUCAAAAUGGAGCUGGAUAAUGGUGUUGAGUGCUUGAAGGGCUGUUUCUUUGUGGAUGAGAUGCUGGUGGUGGGAGCUGCCGCCGAUGGUGGCGGCGGUGUUUGUGGGGUCAUAUUCCGCCAUUAAUGGAGAAUGUGGCAUUCAAAUGAGCUGGAUGGUAAAUUUCAAAUUGGGGAAAAAAUGAGAAGUUUCUUUGGCUGGAGUAUAGAUCAGAAGAGAUUGGGAAUUUGAGGUAUCUUUUUGUGUUUGUGGAGGAUUUGGGGGUUUGGAUUUUGGAAGUUAGUUUAGAAUUCCAAGAUAUAUUAGUCUGUACUCUCUGCAACAGACAGUAGAGUAGUAUUUCUAUCUCUGUAUCUUUCUUUUCUCUGAGAUUUGAAUACUCGGAUUUUUUUGGGUCAAAUUACAGUGAAAGAAACAGUGCAACCCUUUCACUCUUUAGUGAGGAAGCAUUGAAGUGACAGCUAAAGCUCUGUUUGUUUAAUACUCUCUCCUCCGAUU
Messenger RNA from Oldenlandia corymbosa var. corymbosa, 2981 nucleotides. Lineage: Eukaryota; Viridiplantae; Streptophyta; Magnoliopsida; Gentianales; Rubiaceae. The record is from the annotation of a GenBank genome assembly.